Schistosoma turkestanicum is the source of this 7974-nucleotide messenger RNA. NCBI's taxonomy places the organism in Eukaryota, Metazoa, Platyhelminthes, Trematoda, Strigeidida, Schistosomatidae. The record is from the annotation of a GenBank genome assembly.
AUGGAUGAUGAUUCUUUGUCUUUAAAAAGUGAUAUUAUUCAUUCGUGUCCUAUGGAUAAAUCAGAUAAUUCGUCGAUAAAAUGUUCUAAUAGUUUGUCUAAUCAAAAUUCUAAAACAAGUUCAACUACAAGUCAAAAUAAUAAUAAUAAUAAUGAUACUUGUCGUACUGACACUGCAGCAACAUCAACAUCAUCAACAACAACAACGGAAGAACGACCAAUUGAAACAAUCACUGAAGAUUUAGAACCUGCUUUACGACGUAGUAAACGUGGUAAAGGUCGACCUAGCAAUACUCAUAAUACUAACAAUAAUAACAAUAAUAAUAAUGAUGGAAAUUCCGAUGAUCAUGUUCCUUCAUGCAUUAUUUCUGGUAUUGAAUAUCGUACAGGUGAUUUUGUUUAUUAUGAAGAGCCAGAUUUUGAAUAUUACACCAUUGGUUUAAUUGAAGAAAUCAAAGUAUCUAGACGUGACAAAUUUUCAAUAUUCAUUAAAUGCUUUUAUCGUACACGUGAUAUACCGGAAAUAUCUAAACAAGGUCUUCCUGAUCGAGAUAAUUAUCCAGUGAAUUCUAAUGUAAAAUUGAUUCGUGAUAUAUUUGCUCGUGAACUAUUUGUCUCUGAAGUACAAGAAACAUUACCAGCAAAACAACUUCGUGGUUUAUGUAAAGUGAAUUAUUUGCCUGAUUUAAAAACUGCCUUAUCGACAUUUUCACCCGAUGAAGAUGAUAGUUUUUUCUAUGUGUUUGCGUAUAAUCCAGAAACACGUCGUUUAUCGAAAAUUCGUGCAGAAAUACGUGUUGGACAAGCCUAUCAAGCUUUACUGCCUGCAUUUCGUCAUCCUCCACCGGCUAUGUAUCGUUUCGGUCAUAGUCGUGGCAGUUUUCGUCCAGGUAAACGUAGUCGUACUUCAGGAGCAAUAGCAGCUCCAUUGAGAACAUCAUAUAGCGCCGCCGAUCAAGAUGCAAAUACGUCUAAAUGUUGUUUAAGAAAAAAAACGCAUUCACCAUCAUCAUUGCAUUAUCGUCGUAAACACCGGUGUAAAACAACGGCUCCUCCUCCUCCUCCUCCUACUACUACUACUACUGCUACUACUAACAAUACUGUCACUACUACUGUUAACAGUAAUAAUAAUGACAGUUCAACAAAUCAGCUAACAGAUAAUAAUCCAUCGGACAAUGCAAAAUCACCUAAGAAUGAUGUUUCAUUGAUCAAUUCUAAUCUGGAUAGUAAUUUUUCUGAAACUUCAAUGUUGAAUACUGAUAAUACUAAUAAUGAAAAAUUGAAAACGUCUUUAGAAUUGUCACAAAAUGAAGAUCAUCUCUCUAAUAGUAAUAAUGUAAUGUGUGAACUACUAGAAACUACUCCAAACUUAUCAGACAACUUAAAAACUACUGAAGAGAACACUGGUGAAUUAGUAGUAGUAGUUACUCAACAAUCCAUAGAUGCACAAAUGUUGAAUUUACCGCCGAAAUUAGAGAAUGAAAAUGAUUUUAAAGUUUCUUCAGAUACUAUAACUACUACUGAUUGUGUUCAUUCUCAUCGUCAUCAUCAUGAUGGAAAACAUCAUUCAUAUUAUAAAAAACAAUUGCAUCAUCGAAGAAAACGACAUCGUCGUUGGCUGCGACGACAACACCGCCGACGAAGACGAUUGCAACAUUCACACUCUAAAGAAGUACUUGUUUGGAGUCCUGGCGGUUUGUCGUCUGCUCUCUCUGGUGGUGCUGGCAAUGUUAAUUGUACCACAAAGAAAUUGGAUUAUUCCAGUCACAUUGGUUAUCAUCAUCAUCAGAAUAAUGAUGAUGUACAUAUGAAUGAGCAUUUCAAUGAUGUAUCCAUAACCAGUAGUCAUAAUACAGAUUUUAAUUCUAUGCUAUCUGAUGAACCAUUAAAAAAUUAUUUAGAUGCUGUCAGAUCAAUGGUGGCAUUUUUUGGAUUCGGUGGAGCUGAUGACGAUUUAACAUCAGCUGAAAAUGGUCUAGUAUUAGCUAAUUUAUCCGCAACCACACAACAUGCUUAUGAUACAUUACACCGGUGUAAUUAUUCGUUAAAAAAUGCUCUACAAGCAAUAUCAUGUAAUCCUAUUGUGGCUAAGGAUACUCCUAGACAUUGGACAGCAGAUCAAGUUCGUUUAUUUGCACAUGCUUUACGUAUUCAUGGUAAAGAUUUUUUUAAAAUUCAACGAAAUUUCUUUGGUGGGAAAACAUCUGCCAAUAAUAAUAAUAAUAAUAGUGGUAAUAACAAUAGUAAUAGUAAUAACAAUAAUAAUAAUAAUAACGCUAUCAACAGUAAUGGUAAUACUACUGUGAAUAGUGUUAGUCUUGCUUAUUCAAGUCAAAUUGGCACAGCUGGACGUCUACGUGGUCGUGGUCGUCGUAAAUUAGGUAGUAACAAUGGUGUCUGUUCAAGCGCUUCGACAACAUCAAAAUUAUCCAAUUUGAAAUCAGAUGAAAUCAACAAUACCACAGUCACAGCAACAACAACGAUCUCGAGUAAAUUGGCUGAAGUUAAAUCAGAGGAUGUGACAGUUAUACCUACCUCUGGAUCAUCGCAUGACGGUGGUGAAUCAGUUGAAAAUGGUGCCAUAUCAGGUGUCACUAAACAAGCUUGGCUUGGUAUUAUUGAACAUCGUAAAGCUGCUGAAUAUGAAUUACGAAGAUUGUUAACAUUGAAGUACACAGACAAUGAACAUGUGAAUUAUGCAAAAUCCACUUUAAUGAAUGAUGAUGAUGAUAAAUCAGAAGUGAUUGAUUCAAAUCAACCAGAAUCAGAAAUUGAUGAGAAUUAUGAUUUAGCAAACACUGGACAUGAAGAUGUUGAUCAACCAAUGACAUCUGGUGAAAGAAAAACCGAAGAAAUUACAUCCGUUUCUACGGCAUCAAAUGGUAAUACAGAGUCACUAUCGUCAACUAGUCGAUCACGUAAACAACGUCUAUGCAAAAACUGUGAUGCCGAAUUGACGUCGACUGUUGAUGGUCCACCUUCACCUAUGCCGAAUAAUCAUCAUUUAGGACAAUUACGAUUACUUUGUCCGGAUUGUCGUAUUCAUUUACAAAAAUAUGGUGAAUUAAAGUGUACAUGGAAAGACAAAGAAAUGACUAAUGUAUCUGAUACAUUGAAUUUAACCACUAAUGAUGAUAUAAACUUACAAAAGAAAGAAUUAACCGAUGAAAUCCCUAUAAAUAACAUUAAAGAAGAUGAAUUAGAAGACGGUCAACAUACCACUAUAAAAGAUGAGUAUUGUGAUGAAAAAAUACCUGUGAAUGCCACGACAACAAAACCUACACAUCCGUCAUCGUCACCAUCAUCAUCACCUCACUACUACUACGACCAUCAUGGUAGAAAACAUAAGAAACCUGCAUUGCAUCGAUUAAAGCAACCAUCGCAUUCGGAUGAUUAUGACUCGUCAACUUACUUGUCAUCAUCCCCAUCAGUAUCUUCACGUAGUCUACACAUGGAUAGAUAUUAUUGCUCUGCUUCAUCGUCCAUUUCAUCUUCACCGAGAUCAUCAUCUCAAUUGGAUGAGGACGACGACGACGACGACGAGGAUUCGGAUUAUAUCGGAUCUGAUUAUGAAUCGGACAAUUCAUCCAGAAGCAGUGGUAGUGGUAGUAGUAGUAGCAGUAGUCGUGGUUCCAUCGGUAGUAACAAGUCACAUGAUUUAAAUGAAAUCCAUUCAGAGAAUCGUUAUCGGAAAAGAAAAAGACGAAAAGGUUGUUCACACAGCAUUGAUCAUUCACGUGUAAAAGGCACAAAACACACAUGCAACAAUGAUGAUGAUGACGAUAUAGAAUACAUGUGUAAACCACCGCCUAAAUUGGAUGAUAUCAGAGAUUAUGAUUGUGGUAGAGAAGAGAAUCAAAAUAAUAUGGAUAUGAAUGAUUCUUAUCGACCUGAUGGUAAUACUGCUACUGCUACUACUAAUAAUAAGAAGAAGACUGUUUUACAAUCAUCUGAAAUUCUUUCAAGUUCCAAUCUUACUGAUUCACGUGAUACAAAAGGACAUAUUUCCAAUGUAUUGUAUUCUAAUACUACUACUACUACUACUACCAUGAACAACCUUACUGAACAAAAACAAGACUUUAUAAUGAAAUUACCACCUUCUAUCGAUACUACUCAUAAUAAUGAUGAUAGUAAUAAUAUUAUUGAUAAUCGACAAUUGUCUGGUGAAACUGAUGCUGAUCGUCUACAACAACAGGAUGAUACUACUACUACUACUACUAUUGAUGAUGAUGAUGAUGAUGAUGAUGACGACGAAUUAGAAAUUGAUAAAUUGAUCACUGCAACCAAUGAAUCCAAUCCAUCCUCCUGUUUCAUUGAUGCACAUCGUUCUACAUGGUCACAUCUUGUACGUAUUUGGAAUAGACAAAUACAAUAUACUUCACAUAAACCAAUAGUAGUGACUUCUGAAGCAGAAGCAGCCCCAGCAGCUGCAGCUGAUUGUCAACAAUCAACAAUGAUUCAAACAAAUCAUGGUUCAUGCGCUCGUACUGAUCUUAUUUAUAAUGGUCGUGGUGGAUUCAAUCAACAUCAUUAUAAUAAUAAUAAUAAUAAUCAAGACUAUUGGACUGUACAAAAGUAUAAUUUAUUGAUAAAAUACUCAGAUACAGCUAUUGGACCUGGUGUUAAUCAUUUUCUCUCAUCUAUGGCAUCAACACUUCCUAAUCAAUUCAAUGGAGGAUCAUCAGUAAAUCAAAAAUCAGAAAUAUUAAAUUUAACUUCACCUUCUCCAACUGCCGCCGCCGCUGCUGCUGCUGCUGCCACUGUUGCUAUUACUACGACAACAACAAGCUAUACACCUAUGCCAUGUCAUCCAUCUCCAGGUAUUCAUGAUACUUCACCAACAACUGCUCUUGAUUUAUGUUCUCGUAAUAGUAGUAGUAGUACUAGUAGCAGUGGCACUUCAAAACGACCAUAUAUUCCGUCUUCAUCAUCAGAACAACCAUGUACAAAAUCUCGUCGAUCAUUACAAUGUGAUACCGUGAAUAAUUCUUACCUUCAUCAUUCAAUUUCAUCCAAUGUUCCGAAUGCAAAUAUCAUUGGUACCACCUCCAAUUCACUAAUACCACCGUCAGUCUCAUUAUCAACAACCUGUGGAUUGAGAUCGACUGUUAAUAGUACUACUACUAAUAAUAAUAUUAGUAGUAGUAAUAAUAAUAAUAAUAAUCUAACAAGCCAGCAACAACAACAACAACAUCAACGACAACUUCAAACUAUGUAUGAACAAGCAUUGAUAUUUGCUGCAGCCGCUGCAGGUCACUAUCAUCCACAUAGUAGUGACUAUCCUUCUUCUUCUUCAUCUGGUCCAAUGCUACUACGUGAUCCAUGUAAAUUUUUCCCAACUAAUUUUGAUUUGUCUAAUCAAACAAAACAGGUUCCAAUUGUAUCUUCACCAAAUCUACGCUUUACGCAUUCAAAUACAAACAAUAGUAAUAGUAAUAGCAAUAAUAAUAACAAUAAUAAUAAUAAUAAUAACAGUCCUUCAAUAUCAACUAGAUUAGGUGCAGCAACUGGUACAUUCUAUCCACCAAUUUCAUCAUUGUCAACUUCAACUGGUCACUCGUCUUCAUUAUCGUCUAACAAUAAUAAUAAUAAUAAUAAUAAUAAUAAUACUAAUAAUAAUAAUGCUAAUCUCAACAAUACCUAUGGUGGAAUAAACAAAUCAUCGAUUAGUGGUGUUGGCACUGCAUUCAAUUUCAAUCUAACCGAUACCCAAUAUCAGUCAUUGAAUUUGCCAUCGGCACAAAUGUCUAUGCCGUCCGGUGUUGGUGUUGGUGGUGUAGGUGUAGGUGCUGGUUCUACACCUAUUCUUCAUGGAACAAAUCUUAAUCUUACUACUGGUACCAGUGGUAGUAGUUAUUACAAUGGUUUGGGAUCUUCAUCAUCGAAUUCACCUUUGUCAACAAAUCAAUUUUAUAAUCAUCCAGAGCUUUUACAACGACAAUUAGCUUUAAUGGGACUACUGCCACCUGGUUCAAUGACCCCAACUGAACCUGUCAUGCCUAUUGCCUCAUCUUCAUCAUCAUCAUCAUCAUCAUCAUCAUCAAUAGUAGAACAACGUGAAAUUGAAGCAUUUCAACGUAUCAUGUCUGAACGACUUGAAUAUUUAAGAAAUAUUACAAAUCUUCAUCAACAACAACGUACUCUAACCCCAAUGGAACAAAAUUAUCAACAACAACAACAGCAGCAACAACAGCAACAACACCAACAACAACAACAAGAAUUGUUAGCUGCUGCGCUUUCAGCUGAAAUGGCUUCAAGACUUGAAAAUAUGUCUACAAUGUAUCCAAAUCCAGAUUAUUUAUUCCCAUUACCGUCAUCAUCUUCAUUUAAUUUAUCAAUUAAUAGUGAAAGUAACGGUGCCAUGACAUCGGCAGUGAAUAGUAUCUCUACUCGACCUACAGCAUCUGUACAAUUGCCACAAAAUACACGUUUUCCACAAACAUCAUCUCAAUGUUGUACACCAUCAGGAUUAUUAUUAUUGAAUGCACGUUUUCCUUCGAAUCAAUCAGAUAUUCAUAGUAUGAAUAAAACACCACCAAUGGCACAUCAUAAUAAUUCUUCUUCCUACACUGCUACAUCUCGUGAUAUUUCUGUCAAUUUCAAUGUAAAUAAUUCAGUUAUGUCAUUGAAUAAUAAUAAUAAUAAUAAUAAUAUGGUGGCCCCACCUGCACCACCACCACCUCCUACUGCUACUACUAAUACUACACGUGUUCCACCACCUUUACCGCAUAUACCGUAUAGUAGUACACCUGGAACUACUGGUCGAUCGACCAAUCGUAAUUCAUUCAAUAAUAAUAAUACUAGUAGUAGUAGUAGUAAUAAUAGUCAAUCUGUAUCAUCGAAUUUUCAAGAACAAGUAUUCAAUGCUGCUAAAUUGGCUAUGAUGGCUGCGAAUAUGCAAUCUGAUCCAAAUAAGGCAUUAACAUUUGCAAGUUUAGCUGCUGCAGCUUUCACUGAAAUGGCAUCUUCAUCAUCAUCAUCAUCGUCGCCAUCAUCACAGGAUAAAAAGUUACCUUCACGUAAUAAUGAUCAUUCUUCAUUAUCAGCAGCAUCUCAUCAUUCAUCAUUGUCUGGAAUACAAGAGAAUUUAUCCCAAAGAAAUCUCAAUAUUCCAACAUCCAAUAUGCGAUUACGUUCUCCUGUCAAUAAUGGUGGCCAGUACAAUUCCGAUUUUAAUAAUACUAAUAGCAUGCCUACUACUCCUUCAAAUGUAGUAAUGUCGAAUUUUGCAAAUCAGAAUACUACACCUAAAGAAAGACGACGUCAAAAUGCUCAUUUAACUUCCAGUAAUGUUGGUGGCGGAGGCGGUGCAGCUUCUCAGCCAUCAAAUCGUUUACAAUCUCCACCUGUACAUUAUUCACAUUCAGAAUCUCGAUCAUUUGGUAAUAACAAUAAUUAUAGUAAUAACAACAAUCGUACACCGAUUCCAACAGCAGCAGCAGCUAAUCGUAUGCAUCCAUCACAGUCCGGUAAUAAUGAUGCUGUUACAUUUGGUUCAACAGUACCUGGUGUUGCUAGUGGUGCUGGUGGUGGUCUACCUGCUCCAGCACAACUAGCACAAUUAGCCCAGCUUGCUCAAAUGUCAGGACUUCCACCUGGUUUUUCAUUUCAGGAUCCAGCAGUUUUGAAUGCUUUUGCUUUGGCUGCAGCAGCAACGUCUUUAGUGGCGAAUGGUAGUGGCGGCGGCGGCGUUGGCGGCGCCAACAGCGCUAAUCAUUUCGAUUUACUUGCAGAUAUCAAUGUAUCAGCAAACCCGGUCGAUCGAUAUCGAUCACCUGUUCCAUCGUAUACAUCUCCACAUCAACAACAACAACAACAACGUUAUCCUCCUAUUAACAAUGCACAAUCACAGCAGCAGCAGCAGCAACAACAACAACAACAACAAAAAGCGGCAGCUGCUGCCGCCGCCGCAGCAGCAGCAAUGGCUAAUGCUUUCGGUUUACAAAACUUACCAAAUCAAUUUAAUUCACGAUGA